This is a messenger RNA of Gossypium arboreum, 3573 nucleotides long. RefSeq names its product pentatricopeptide repeat-containing protein At4g20770. The transcript is spliced from 4 exons. The record is from RefSeq and is a predicted model, not a curated record. Bases 485 to 2806 code for a protein of 773 amino acids. Gene Ontology annotation, biological process: RNA modification. Gene Ontology annotation, molecular function: RNA binding; protein binding. NCBI's taxonomy places the organism in Eukaryota, Viridiplantae, Streptophyta, Magnoliopsida, Malvales, Malvaceae.
UUUUAAAAUUGACCAAAAAAAAAAACAACAAUUGGGUUACUUCACUUAAAAAAUUAGGGUAGACAAGACCAGGCCUGAGCCUUAAAUGAAAGGGCGGAGCCCUAUAUUUUAAACCAGGCUAAAUUUUUUCUCCAAACUCGGAACUCGGGCGGUAGCCCGGCCAUGAAACACAAGACACCCCGCCGCCAAACAAGCUUCUCACCUCUAUAGUCCACUACUGUCCCGGCCUCCUUCAGUGACUUGACCAAAAGCCCUCUCCUUCCGACGGACAAGGAAAUUAAAUGAGGUCAUUUUUUACAGCCUAAACUUCACUUACAACAUUUCUUCUGCUCGAGUCAUGAGAUAUUGUCUGCUCUCUUAGUGGUGGUGCGAACUGGCUGCUGCUCCACCGCUAUUUGAAACCAUUUUUCCGCGCUGCACAUCCGAGCCUCGACUCUGGAUUUUAGUCUGCAAGAAAUACAGCCAAGUGGGAAGCAAAAGCAACAUGAAGGGCAUAGCUAACCUUUUGCAAACAUGCAUAGACAACAAAUCUCUUCUGCUAGGCAAAGUCCUCCAUGCUUACAUUCUUCGCACCAACCUUUUAAGCAAUACUUUCCUAUGCAACCGUCUCAUUGAACUCUAUUCCAAAUGCAACGACCCAGCAUAUGCUCAUUGUACAUUCCACAAUACCCCUCAGAAGGACAUUUAUUCCUGGAACGCCGUUUUGAGUUUCUAUUGCAAAACUGGGAACUUAACUUUUGCCCGUAAAGUGUUCGAACAAAUGCCUGAAAGAAACGUUGUUUCCUGGAACAACCUGAUUAGUGUAAUGUUAAAAAAUGGGUACCAGGAAAAAGCUUUGGAUGUUUAUAAGCUUAUGGUUUUGGAAGGUUUUUUGCCCACCCAUAUUACUUUUGCUAGCGUUUUAAGUGCCUGUGGAAGUGUUUUUGAUUUGCAGCUUGGGAAGAGAUGUCAUGGUCUUGUCAUUAAGAUUGGUCUUGAUAAGAAUAUCUUUGUCUGUAAUGGGUUAUUGUCUGUUUAUGCUAAAUGUGGGGUUAUGAGGGAAGCUGUUCAAAUUUUUGCCGACAUUGAUGAACCUAAUGAGGUUACAUUUACUUCAAUGAUGGGUGGGUUAGGAAGGAUUGACGGGGUCGUUGAGGCUUUGGAGAUGUUUAGAAUGAUGUCUCGGAAAGGGGUUCGGAUUGAUUCCAUUUCAUUGUCUGCUGUUUUGAGUGUUUGUGCAAAGGGGGGAGAGUAUGAUGAAUUUGGCUGUUACGAAAAUGGAGAUAGAUUAUUACGUAAUGUUGUACUUGGAGAACAAAUACAUGGUCUUGCAUUUAAGCUUGGAUUUGAACGUGAUCUUUAUUUGAGCAACUCAUUGCUUGAUAUGUAUGCUAAGAAUGGGAUUAUGAAGAGUGCUGAGAUGGUUUUCCAUACUUUGGGAAAACCCAGUGUUGUGUCCUGGAAUAUAAUGAUUGCUGGAUAUGGCCAGAAAGGAAAUAGUGGGAAAGCUAUUGAGUGUUUUCAAAGAAUGCAGUUUAGUGGUUUUAAACCUGAUGAGGUUACAUAUAUUAAUAUGCUUGCAGCGUGUAUAAAGUGUGGAGAUGUUGAAACUGCACGUCAAAUGUUUGAUAACAUGUCAUGCCCAAGUGUUAUUUCAUGGAAUGCUAUAAUCUCUGGCUAUUCCCAGAAUGAGAAUCACAGAGAAGCAAUAGAUCUUUUUAGGGAAAUGCAGUUUCAAAGUGUAAAACCUGAUCGGACUACUGUGACUGUCAUCCUUGGCUCAUGUGCUGGAAUGGCCUUUCUGGAGGGUGGAAAACAGGUCCAUGCUGCCUUGCAAAAGGCUGCUCUUCAUACUGACAAUUAUGUUGCUGGUGGGCUGAUUGGCAUGUACUCAAAGUGUGGGAAGAUAGAAAGGGCAGAGCACAUAUUUUCUUCCAUGCCAGAGUUAGAUAUUGUCUGUUGGAAUUCUAUGAUUGCAGGUCUUACUCUUAAUUCUCUAAACAGAGAAGCUUUCAUGCUCUUUAAGCAAAUGCGACAGGGUAGAAUGUUGCCUACUGAGUUCUCUUAUGCCACAGUAUUGAGCUGUUGCACAAAAUUAUCUUCUUUAUUUCAAGGUAGGCAGGUCCACUCUCAGAUAGUAAAAGAUGGUUAUGAGAGUGACGUGUUUGUAGGCACUGCUCUUGUUGAUAUGUAUUGUAAAUGUGGUGACAUAGAUGGGGCACGGAAGCAUUUUGAUAUGAUGCCUGUCAGAAACAUCGUUACAUGGAAUGAGAUGAUACAUGGAUAUGCCCAGAAUGGAUAUGGAGAUCAGGCGGUUCAUCUAUAUGAAGACAUGAUUGCAUCAGGUGCGAAACCUGAUGCUGUAACCUUUAUUGCUGUUUUGACUGCUUGUAGCCACUCAGGAUUAGUAGACUUGGGGUUCAGGAUUUUCAACUCAAUGAAGAGUGAGCAUGGAAUUUACCCAGAAUUGGAUCAUUAUACUUGCAUCAUUGACUGUCUCAGCCGAGCUGGUCAUUUUCAUGAUGCAGAGCUCCUUAUGGAAAAGAUGCCAUAUAGAGAUGAUCCAAUUGUAUGGGAAGUUGUGCUUAGUUCUUGUAGAGUCCACGGUAAUGUCAGUUUAGCUCAACAGGCAGCAGAGGAACUCUUUCGCCUGGACCCUGAGAGCUCUACCCCUUAUGUGCUUUUAGCCAAUAUCUAUUCAUCUUUAGGAAGAUGGGAUGAUGUAAGAGUUAUAAGAGAGCUGAUGAGUGAAAAGCAGAUUGUUAAGGAUCCUGGUUAUAGUUGGACUGAACAUAAGGAGCAAGAUACAUGUCUAUUUGUUGGGUGAUACAUUUAUGGAUGGUCAAUGAGGCUUUUGACUACAUUACUCUCUAUUUUAGAAAUCAGUCAUUUGGGUUUUGUGGGCUGUGCCGAAGAUGCAACUAAAAUCACUCAAUAGAAGGCCAAGAUAAUGACAUGGGAAACCAAUGAUCUUCGCUACCAAAAUGAUUUGGCCAAACCAAUGAUCUUCGCUACCAAAAUGAUUUGGCCAUAGUUUGCUUAUUGUUUAACUUAUUUAUUUAUGUAAAAAGGUGGAGAAUGUUGCAGAGUUUUGAAGUGGAGGUUCAGUGGCGAAUCACACAAGAACCCACAAAAGAGCCCAUGUUGCCAUCCCCUGCUGCUCACAGGAUGGUAGUGCCUUUCUAAAGUGGAAAGCUUUAUGGAAACCAACAAGAAAGGAAAUUUGAUUGAUAUUGACGUGAAGGGGUUUUGGACUUGGAGAAACAUUUACGAGGAGGAGAGAGAAUCAUAUGUUACUCAAGCUGGAAACAUGAACUCAGCCUACAUCAAGGGUGUGAUUGAAGAGGAGAAAAAUAUUAUAAAGGUAACGGGGUUCAGAGUUUAUGAAUGUUAAUUCUUUUAAACUAUGUAUAGAGCGACUUAAUACGUUCUUGGCAUGAUUGGUGAAAGCAAACGUUGUGCUUUCAUAGCAUCAUGGAUGUUAAUCAUAGAACUUGUGUAGAUUCUUUAAAUCAUGAGCUGUUUGUGAAUUAAGUUGUUUUCUGUUAUCAUCUGAUGAAUAAGAGAGAGGUCUUAAGGCCUGAUUAUUCUGAA